Molecule: messenger RNA, 3682 nt
Organism: Onychomys torridus (southern grasshopper mouse)
Lineage: Eukaryota; Metazoa; Chordata; Mammalia; Rodentia; Cricetidae
Gene: Plag1
Product: PLAG1 zinc finger
Exons: 5
Coding region: 329-1828 (499 amino acids)
Source: RefSeq, a predicted model, not a curated record
AAUAAGGUGGCCUUGCUAGAGUUUGGAACAGGGCCUCAGACUUUUUAGAGCAGUAAUACUACUACUUUUCCAUCCCUUGGGCCCAUGAAAGAGAAUACACAGAUCAGUUUAGAUUGGCCAAAAUGGAAAGGGCUGGAUUCUGCUCUCUUCCACGAAGAGUUAAUGGGACUGGCUAAGAUCAAAGUCUGAGGAUUUUUCCAUCCUUAAUCAGUCCCUUUUUGCUUUCUUUUACGACCACAUGAAACUUGAGAAGCCACCUAAAGCUAUAUCACUUAGUGGAGUUGGGCAGUUCCCAGGUGUCCAACAAGAAGGCCUGGUUUAGGCUGCGAUGGCCACUGUCAUUCCUGGUGAUUUGUCAGAAGUAAGAGAUACCCAGAAAGCCCCUUCAGGGAAACGUAAGCGUGGUGAAACCAAACCAAGAAAAAACUUCCCUUGCCAACUGUGUGACAAGGCCUUUAACAGUGUUGAGAAAUUAAAGGUUCACUCCUACUCUCACACAGGAGAGAGGCCCUACAAGUGCACACAACAAGACUGCACCAAGGCCUUUGUUUCUAAGUACAAGUUACAAAGGCACAUGGCUACUCACUCUCCUGAGAAAACCCACAAGUGUAAUUAUUGUGAGAAAAUGUUUCACCGGAAAGACCACCUGAAGAAUCACCUCCAUACACAUGACCCCAACAAAGAGACCUUUAAAUGCGAAGAGUGUGGCAAGAGCUACAACACCAAGCUUGGGUUUAAGCGACACUUGGCCUUGCAUGCUGCAACCAGUGGUGACCUUACCUGCAAGGUGUGUUUGCAGACUUUUGAGAGCACGGGUGUGCUCCUGGAGCACCUGAAAUCUCAUGCAGGCAAGUCAUCUGGGGGUGUGAAAGAAAAAAAGCACCAGUGUGAGCACUGUGAGCGCAGGUUCUACACCCGGAAGGAUGUCCGAAGACACAUGGUAGUGCACACGGGAAGAAAGGACUUCCUCUGUCAGUACUGUGCACAGAGAUUUGGACGAAAGGAUCACCUCACUCGACAUAUGAAGAAGAGUCACAAUCAAGAGCUUCUGAAGGUCAAAACUGAACCAGUAGAUUUCCUGGACCCAUUUACCUGUAACAUGUCUGUGCCUAUAAAAGAUGAACUCCUGCCGGUGAUGUCCUUACCUUCCAGUGAACUCUUGUCAAAGCCAUUCACAAACACUUUGCAGUUAAACCUCUAUAACACUCCAUUUCAGUCCAUGCAGAGCUCUGGAUCUGCUCACCAAAUGAUCACAACUUUACCUUUGGGAAUGACAUGCCCCAUAGAUAUGGAUGCUGUUCACCCCUCCCACCAUCUUGCUUUCAAAUGCCCAUUCAGUUCUACCUCAUAUGCAAUUUCUAUUCCUGAAAAAGAACAGCCAUUAAAGGGAGAAAUUGAGAGUUAUCUGAUGGAAUUACAAGGUGGUGCACCCUCCUCAUCCCAGGAUUCUCAAGCAUCAUCAUCUAAGUUAGCGUUAGAUCCUCAGAAUGGGUCCCUAGAUGAUGGUGCAGGUGACCUCUCCCUGUCAAAGAGCUCUAUUUCUAUCAGUGACCCCCUCAACACACCAGCAUUGGAUUUUUCUCAGUUGUUCAAUUUCAUACCAUUAAAUGGUCCUCCCUAUAAUCCUCUUUCAGUGGGGAGCCUUGGGAUGAGCUAUUCCCAAGAUGAAGCACAUUCUUCUGUUUCUCAGCUGCCUACACAAACACAGGAUCUUCAGGAUCCUGCGAACACUGUGGGUCUCAGUUCUCUGCACUCACUCUCCGCGGCUUUUACCAGCAGCCUAAGCACAAGCACCACCCUGCCCCGUUUCCACCAGGCAUUUCAGUAGCAUCUGGGCCAUGGGUUUGAUAGGGAGGUGCAUAUCUAGCCCCACCUUUGAUGACCAUUUUUAUUUUAGUGCCUACUUUAAGACAAACAAAACUUCUGCUUUUGUAUAAUAUCACAUUUCACGAAGCCAGUAAAUAAUAGGAACUAGCAUCUUUGAUAAGCUUUGAAACCAUUCAUGUUUAAUUACAUUUGCUGUUUCUCCUGAUUUUCUGCCAGUUGUCAUAGUCUCAGAGUUUUAUUUCAUAUAAGAGCUCCAUUAUUAUCACUAAAUUCUACAAGUCCUGUGUUCAAACUACUAUUAGACCUUAAAUUUUUCAUUUUUGUCUAAUAGCAAUGGGCAUUGGACAGACAUUUGGCUCAUCUUUUUUGCAAAUAAGCAGUACAAUGUAAAUCUUAUGAAAUAUGUGUGAAUAAUUGAAGUGUUUUACAUUUUUUUACUAGCCACUAAAUGGAUUCAUGAUCAAGUGUUUUAAAUGAAUUAAGAAUCCAGUUUGAGGAGAUUAUAGUGGUUUCUUAAAUAUACCAUCAUUUCAGAUUAAUAUAUUUUGAAGACUGCUAUUGUCUGACUAAAAUAUUGUGAGCAUAUGACAAAAAAAGAGAGACAGAGAGUUUCAGUAUCUGUAUCUAAAAGAAAUCUAGAGAGGUCGCAGGGUGUUCUGUGUUAGCACUGGCCCUUAGGCUGUUUUGCCACAUUUCAGCCAUCUUUACAUUAACGGUGUGUGGCAUCAGUCUUUAGGAUCAGUGUAGAAAUGUUCUCUUGUUCUGUUUUAUGUCCUUCACCUUCCGUACCUAGGAUGGCUUCAGUGUACCAGCAUUCUUAUGUUACAUGUUGGUCCAUACUCUGGUCCAGAGUAUCAGAGCCAUUGUGAGACAGUAGUAAGUAUGGGAAACCCAGAGUAGGCUGCUUCAGUCAGCAGAGUGACAGACCCCUCAACAGGAAGAUGGAUGUAAAACAUACAGCCAAACCUCAGAACUUGUCUAGAGAAUUUCCACUGUUGCCAGAACUGAAAACUGGACUCUUUGGGGGCAAAGUAAAAGCCUAUCACGUCACUUCUAAGACAGCAAUCCUGCCCCUGUGUGCUCUUGCUCAGUGUGCAUCUAUCUUUCCCUGCUGUGUUGGGAUGGAAAACUUAAAAUUAAGCACAUUAAAAAGCUAUGUGAGGAGUUUCCACUAGGUUUUAUACAACCCAAAACAGUAAAACCCCACUUUUACAAAUCUUAGGAAAUGGGAGGAAUGUUACAAAUAAGUUGGAUUUGUAGAGGAAACAAAGGAAAACAAAGUAAACACCAAAUAAGUGCGAAAGCACCAAGGAUGCGGUGCUCACUGACAUGGUAGUGAUGGGCUUCCUCUUGCCAACCAGGGGUCUGAUCAAAGGUUCCAUGUAGAUUUUCCUAAGGGUUGUUUGUGUCAUCAACCUGUAAGACAUAUCUGUUAAGCACUUAUUAACACCUUAUUCUGGGACCCCUUCUGUCUGGGCAGGGGCAGGGGGAAAUUUAGAGAAGAGAAUGUAUCUCUUUUAAAAAAAAAAAAAAAAUUCUGAAUUUCUGAGCACUCAUUAGCCUUGUAUGGGGAAACUCAUUCCCUUUGGUAGGGCCAACUAUCACGUCAGAUUGCAUUGUUUAUCAAUAAUUGUAAACAUGAGUAUAGAUUACUGAAUAUGAUGCAUUAUUUAAAAUACCUGGGAGUAGUAUAAAUUGAGAAGUGUAAAAUGUCAUGUGAAUGGGGCUUUCACUAUAUGUUACAUACACAUCUAGCGCACUUCGUAGAAUCAGAGUUACUCGCUGGAGGGCUCUAGCUCCUGGUUUUAACCCUGGAGCAGUAGUUUUUAUACUUAUGUAUUUAAAUUUUAUUAUG